This is a messenger RNA of Amphiprion ocellaris (clown anemonefish), 6127 nucleotides long. RefSeq names its product pleckstrin homology domain containing, family G (with RhoGef domain) member 5b (gene plekhg5b). The transcript has 21 exons. Gene Ontology annotation, cellular component: axon; plasma membrane; endocytic vesicle. Gene Ontology annotation, molecular function: guanyl-nucleotide exchange factor activity. Lineage: Eukaryota; Metazoa; Chordata; Actinopteri; Pomacentridae. The record is from RefSeq and is a predicted model, not a curated record. Gene Ontology annotation, biological process: Rho protein signal transduction; endothelial cell migration. The coding region runs from base 720 to 4199 and encodes 1159 amino acids.
ACGACAGCAAAGGAAGGACUGCUUGCUCCUGGAGAUGAGAUUGAAACACCUUUUAGCAGUUGGACGCCUGUAAUUUAGUCAGGAAUAGCUCCGUUAAAUGGAUUAGAAGAAGGCAACAUUUGGCGCUUGACAGCUCCUCGUGGGUGGCUUUCAGUGGAUGAUUAAUGGGAAACCUAAAAAUCUACAGGAUCGACAGGAAGCAGAAGGCUCAGAGACACGGAUUAGACUUUGUUUUGUUGAAAGAAGGCCGAUCAGUUUCAGUAUCACUUAAGAGUUGGCCAUUAAAACCUGGAUGACAGUCGUAAAACUUGCCCCACUCGCAGAAUCAAUACUGCCGUCCCCGGGCGAUCUAAUGGACUGUACUUGAAGGAACUUUGUUUGCUCACUUGGACUGGUGCUGAAAUAGGAUCAGACUUUGACAGAAGGUUCAAAGCAAGUUUUAGCAAAUGUGAGCUGGAUGAGGUAAUGGUGCAGGUGGAGAUAUUGAAUGAACACAUUGGCAGUUGGCAGAGUUUAAAGCAGAGCUGGCUGGCUGAUGGGAACAAUGUGUUAAAUGUCUGCCCAAGUUCAGAUAGUUAUCUUUUGGGGGGUCAGGGGCUGGUUAGACCAACCAGUUCCACAAUUAACACUGUGGAAGGAUAUCAGUUUUAGGACAAUGAUUGUUUGACAGUUUAGUUAUUGUCUUUACUAUAAAGCCACAGCUGGUUAAAACAGUGACAAUGUUCCUGUACUGGAAGAAGCGUGGUGCUUAUGAAGUGGAGGCUUUGCCAUCCUCACUCAGUCAAGUGGGAAUCGAGCGCUACUCCUGGUCGUCAUCUCUGGACGUCAUCCAUGACCUGUGUGAUGACAAGCCUGUCCAGGAGGAGGACGGGGUGGUGUGUCAGCAUCCUGAGUGUCCUGAUCGCCGCAGGGCCUCUAAGGUUUGCCACCACCCAGACUGCCAAGACCUGAAUAGCAAAAGCCCCCUUCACCUGUGUGAGUCAUGUGACUCACGCUGCCAUUCAGAGAACACAGACAACAUGCACUUUGAUCGGCACCCCCGAUUCGACUUACAACCUCAAGCCUCCAUCCUGGCUCGGAACGUGUCCACGCGCUCCUGCCCCCCACGCACCAGCCCCCCCUCCAACCUGGAGGAAGAGGAAGAGGGGAGCAAUGACCGCGGGGAGCGUAAAACUGUGGGGAUGAAGCUGGUGAAAAAGAAGCCACGAAGACGACACACUGAUGACCCCAGUAAGGAGUGCUUCAGCCUUAAGUUUGACCUCAGUGUGGACAUAAACACAGAAAUUGUACCUGCUGUGAAAAAGAAAACGCUGAGAGAGGUUCUGGGUCCAGUGUUUGAGAGGAACGGCAUUGAAUUGUCCCGGGUGGACUUGUUCCUGGAUCAGUCCAAUACGCCGCUGUCCCUCAACUUCGAGGCCUACCGUUUUGGAGGACACUACCUCAAAGUAAAAGCACGACCAGGUGACGAGCUGAAGGUAGAACAAAGUGUGAAGGACCUGCGGUCGCUCAGCCUGCCCAACAUGAAGCCCUCAGGAGGCCAGAGCCCCUACAUCCUCACCCCCGGCAGCGAGAAAGUAGAGCAUGGAUCUCUUGGACGCCGUGAAAGCAUAGAUCUGUUGGGUCAGGCCCGACGGAGGAAGAACAUGACAGAAUUCCUGGGGGAGACGAAUAUUCCAACCCCAGAUGCUCUGGGGCAGAUGGGUGGCUCUCUGCCCAGCGUCGGUGGCAUACCUGAGAGCUGGAAGAACCGAGCCGCCAGCCGCUUCAGCGGAUUCUUCAGCUCCAACGCCGGAGCGGGACCCUUCGUCAAGGAGGUGGAUCGUCUGGAGCAGCUUCAGAGCAAACUCCACUCCUACAAGUUGUUCGGGCCGCCAAAGGUGCCGCAGCAGCUCUCCUUCCACCGGGACUCCUGGGAGGAGGAGGAGACCAACCUGGCGCUGGAGGACAGCUGGCAGACGCUGCUGGACAACUCAGAGACGUUGACGAGGCGGCAGUCCCACCAGCAGGAGGCCAUCUGGGAGCUGCUGCACACUGAGGCUACCUACAUCAAGAAACUCCGAGUCAUCACUGAUUUGUUCCUAUGUGGGCUGCUGAACCUGCAGGAGAGUGGUCUGCUGACGGAGGUGGAGCCCACCAAGCUGUUCAGUAACAUCCAGGAGAUUGUCCGCCUCCACACCUCCCUGUGGAACCAGGUCAUGCUGCCCGUCCUGGAGAAGGCCAGACGGGCUCGGGCUCUGCUCGACCCCACUGACCUCCACGACGGCUUCAAGACAUUUGGCUCCAGGUUCCAGCCCUACAUCCGUUACUGCAUGGAGGAGGAGGGCUGUAUGGAGUACAUGCGCACGCUUCUCAGGGACAAUGAGUUCUUCAGGACCUACGUCACGUGGGGAGAGACCUUUGAAGAGUGUAACCGUCUGAAGCUGGCCGACAUGUUGGCAAAGCCUCACCAGAGACUGACCAAAUACCCCCUCCUACUGAAGAGUGUCCUCAAGAAGACUGAUGAGCCAUCCGCCCGCGAUGUGGUCAACAGCAUGGUGGCGACAGUAGAGGGCUUCAUCAACAGCGUGGACUCUCAGAUGCGGCAGCGGCAGGAACAGCAGAAGCUGGCCACCAUCUCAGCCCGUAUAGACUCAUACGAGGCUGUAGAAGGCAGCAGUGAAGAAGUGGAGAAGAUCCUUAAGGAGUACAACCGUUUUGACCUUAUGGCUCCCAUGAGAGGAAUAUCACCAGAGGAGACUCGACAGCUGCAUCUAGAGGGAGCGCUGAGGAUGAAAGAAGGCAAAGACAGUAGGAUGGAGGUUUACUGUUUCCUGUUCACUGACCUGCUGCUAAUUACCAAGUCAGUAAAAAGAGUGGAGAAAGUCAAAAUUAUCCGCCAGCCUCUCCUCAUUCACAAUGUUGUCUGUAAGGAGCUCAAAGACCCUGGCUCAUUCAUCCUCAUCUACCUCAAUGAGUUCAAGAGUGCAGUGGCAGCUUACACUUUCCAAGCCAACAGCGCCACCCAGGGGCGGAGCUGGAUAGAUGCUAUCUGCAAUGUCCAGAACCAGCUGCAGAGGCUUCGUACUGAGGAGAUCCUCCGGCAGCAGAAAAAUCUGAAGAGAUGUACGGAGCAUGACGAAGAGGAGGAUGAGGAAGAUGAAAGCAGCAACUCCACUACAAGUUCGCCAUGCCUGAGGCACAAGGAGCAGCUGAAUUCAAGUCAAUCAGAUGGUUCCACUGAGACCCUGUCAGUGAUGGACGUUGAUGAGCCAUGCGAGCCUCAAGAGUCUCCUGCCUCCAUCCUGAUCAUUGAGGGAAUCACUACUAAAGACUCAGACACGGAUGUGGUUCCACUUUCUGAAAGGCCUGAGAUUCAGCACACCACAAGCCCCCACAGAGUCCACUCCAGUAUUUACUCCGAGCACAAUCAGGAGGUGGGGCCUGACGGCGAGGAGCUGGACCCCCAGCGUCGCUCUCUCUCCAUGGACAGCGCCUACGGUACCCUCUCACCUGGAUCCCCCCUGAAAGAACUGCUGCCACAACCUGGCCAAAGUGAAGGAGAGGAGACCGAGGAGGAGGAGGGAGACAGGGAGGGUCGGGGUGAGGCGGAAAUAGAGGAGGAGGAGGAAGAGGAGGAUGCCUCACUGGGGUCCCAGCUGUCAGUCAUCCAGUCCUCCUGUAAACCUCGCCGGCGGCCUCAUGUUCAGUCGCGUCUCCACUGUCUCCAGAGGUUGUCCUCUCUGAAGUUGUCCCGCUCUGAGGACAAUCUCCUACAGCGCUUCCAUGGUAAAACUCCCAUCAACCACACGCACUCGCUCAGCUCUGAGGCGCAGGACCAAUCACAGUGUGUGGACUCAUUGCUGGCACACAGCAGGAGCCUGUCAGAGCUGGGACAAAAGUGCAGAGAGGUGUUUUCCAGUGACCUCGACCGGUCUGAUGACUGCUUGAGCAUAACCUUGCCCUCUGAUGAACUUAGUGCCACCCCUGCUGGACCACGUGAGGGUAAUGAGUCUCCAAACAACAGCUCAGAUGGGGAAACGGCUCCAUCUGCCCGCCCAGAUAAGAAAUGCAAGUCAAAGGCAACAAGCGAUUCAGAGGAAAUGUCACCUGCAAAGAGGAAAUCUCCAGCCCAGCAGCACAAGAAGCUGACGCUAGCUCAGCUGUACAAGAUACGCACCACUCUCGUCCUCAACUCCACGCUGACAGCAUCAGAGGUGUAACCACAAAGACUGUCCGGUGGCACGCAGACAUUACAAGGAACAACAAACUUGUUUUGUUUUUUCAGGAUGGACUGAAUUUCUCGAGACACGAAUGCACUCUUUCUCUUACUGCUCUCUCCCUUCCUGUUGGUUUUUUUUGGACAGUGACUGUACCAUUAUUACAUUUUAACAAUAAUCCCAUUUUGCAUUCUGUUUUUUUUUUUGCUUUUGCAUUGGUUUCUGAAUUUCUCAAAACGGAAGGGAGAGGCAGAGAGACACUAACCGCUUGCACUUUGCAACAGAAGUAGCAUUUUGGGGGCUGGGACCUUAAGGUGGACUGAGGGAGUGUGAAAGGGAUGGACGUCCUGUCCCUGCAGAGAGAGCAGACAUCCAGACAGAGGCCUGCAACCUCGUCCCUGCACUCUAGAAGAGGUUCAGCUGAAUCCUGCACCUCUUUUCUCUCCUGACUUGAAGAGAGGGACACCAAAUGCUCUCUACACAUGGCUAAAAAAGACAAAACAGCACCUAGGACGACCUCCUGAUACUUGUAGUACUCCUGGUUUGCUUCAACAAAAGAGAAAAAGUGAAAAUUGCACAGUUAUCUUUGUUAAGUAGAAGAAUCACUAAAGGGUGAAUUUACAUUUACAGUCACACAGUGAAUUUGUUGUUUGUGUUUGCUUGUGUACAGGUGUAUGAAUGUGUGUUCGAAUGAUACGUGCUCUUUGAUUCCUGACUGAACCAAAACUGAUCCCCAUCUCCUAUGAACGUGCUAAUGCACCCAAAGACGAAAGACCUGUGUAGCCCAAAGACAAAACAGCCGCGUCACGACAGAGAUGGAUUUCUGCUGCCUUCAAAUGGAAAUUGCGAGCUUCUAAUUGCUAUUUGGAAAGUCGUGCACAUGAAACACUUUCAAGUGGUGGCGUUGACUAUAAGUUGUGAUAACACCGCUGCUAGGAACCAGCGACAUAGGUGUUACCGUCGGCCUCUAGAAACCACUGUGAAUACAAAUUUAGCAAGCUAAUGAGUGGGAAGUGCAAAUACACAAUGAAGCGAUGAAGCUGUUGGACAGACCAACAUUAUACUGAGACAUUAUAAAAGACUAAAUUACAAUAUAUCGCCUUACAAUCCACUGAAAUAUAACCCUUUGUGCCACUUCUGAAAAUGUCAGCCUCCAUUUGAAGGCAGCAUUCCUUCUGUACCGUUAAGUUUUUGAUUGGUAUGUCAAACUAAUGAGGUGUUACCGAUAUAAAAAAAAUGACUGAAUAUAGAUGACUACAACUGUUUUGUGGAAUUUCCUGCACUCUCUCUAUAUAUUUUAGCGUGAAGCAUAAAUGUAUUAAAACUACAUGUAGAAGUGCACAAACCAGAACUGGGUCACAGGAGUGAAAAAAAAAAAGUCUAGACUUGUCUGCAUUUCUUUACCAUUAACAGGUUGAAGAAAAAAAGGUUUGGGGUGAAUAUUCUGUCAUGAGUGAAUCUGCAGAGCUUUGGCUGAACAGCUUUCACUAGGAGAUUUUAAAAAAAAAACCUUAACAUUCACACACUGACGUUUGGCUUUUCACAUCAGUGAUUAUUAACCUUACUCCAAACAUUGCCCAAACCAAACAGGUUAACUCUGUUUACUUUUAGUUUUUUUUUUGUUUAUGUGUAAUAUUUAUUAUGCCUGCUAUGUUUUAUAUAUAAGAUAUUGUUUAUAUUGUUCACUUCCAUGAUUUGUAAAUUUUUUUUUUGUCAAUGUAGUCUUAAUUUUUUUUUCUUGCGAGGCAUUAAUGUGCUAUGAACCAAAAUUAUGUGUUUCCUCUUUCAGGAAUGACUAAAGUGUCUUACAAAAUAAAAAACAGCGAAAACACUUUACAAUCCCUCUUUUAAUGGUUUAAUCCAAUGUAAUGGAGUGAUUUGAGGUGAGAGGCUGAAGCUAAAUGGCAUCGCAUUAAACAACAUGAACUGCU